This is a messenger RNA of Amphibalanus amphitrite, 1008 nucleotides long. RefSeq names its product fibrocystin-L-like. The transcript is spliced from 7 exons. Bases 20 to 790 code for a protein of 256 amino acids. NCBI's taxonomy places the organism in Eukaryota, Metazoa, Arthropoda, Thecostraca, Balanomorpha, Balanidae. The record is from RefSeq and is a predicted model, not a curated record.
GCUGCCGAGCGCUGCGGUGAUGGUGGCCGCUGGAGACGGGCUGCCGGGCGGGGCGCGGGUCGCAGCCGCCACGGCCCUGCUGCUGGUCACAGCGGUUUCAGUUGAAGCAGCCAAAGUCAACUCCAUCACACCGAGACAUGUCGGCUUCGGCGGAGGAGAGAUCGCGAUUCUCGGCUCAGAUUUUGCCGAGGACCAGUACUCCCAGUUCCAGCCGGAGCUGGGCAACAUCGUCAACUUCGUCAACGACUGGGACACAGUGCCCUGCAAGGUGAACGUCUACAAGACCAGUCGCUCACGCAUCGUCUGCACCGUCGGCCCGGUUCGCUCCGACCGUGGCCUGGGAAACUGGUACGGCCUGCAUCUGACCGUGGACGGACAGCGCGUCAACACAGGAUGGAGCAUAGUGUACCACGACCACUACACGCCUCGUGUGGAGUCGGUGGAGCCGGCGGCCGGCCCGCCCGGCUCGCUGGUCACUCUGAGGGGCAGGUUCUUCACGGACCGCUACUCCAUUGACACGAGAACGGCCAGCGACCUGGCGCCCAGUGACGUCAGCAUUGCCUGGAUCCGCGUGGGCCGGGAGGACUGCGACCCCGUGUAUCCGUCCACGGGCGAGCUGUACGGCCUCACCAGUGAUACGAUCACCUGCCGCACCUCCGCCGCGUUCGCCGGCCCGCUGUCGGCACAGGUCAUGGUGACCGGUCGCGGCCUCUCGGUGGUCAAGAACAACAAACGCCUGGUCUCCUCGCAGAACACGAUCUACGACUUCCUAGCUGUUCCACGUAGGUGACAUUCAUACUGGGCUGUACAUUUGGACAAUCACAGCAUGCUCUUAUCCAUGAUUUAUAAAGCCAUUCAUGUCUUAUGGUUUGUUUACGUAUUCGUAUUGCUUGUCAAGUUUGCUCGUAACAUAACAAUGCAUUUCGCUUUACUGUCAAAACUGAUGUCGAUAAAAUUGAACGGAACUGAAGCAUCCUGUGAAGUUCAAUAAAGAUUUCAGACCCGGUG